GCUAUUAACAGCGUUUGUAACCGUCUGUUUGAGUACGAACCAAUGGGAGUGAAACGCGCAAUAAGUUGCCAUUAAAGCUCCAACCAGUCGUUAGAUUGGAUGGUCCCUGCGCCAUGACACACUUCAUCACUCUAUUUAUGCUCAUGGAAACACUCACACUGCAACAUCAACAACAAGAAAAAGAAGCAAAGAUCCCUCUUUCAAAGGAAAGCGCAAUGGUGUUAGAGGAGAGCUUAGUGCAUGAUGUGAGGCUGUCGUCAGUUGGGCCGGGUCGAGCGACCGGGUCGGAUGUGUUCCACAACCCGGGUGGCUUGGACUUGGCCAUGAAACUGCACUACCUGAGAGUUGUCUACUUUUUUGAUAGUGAGGCUACCGGAGACCUAACCAUAAUGAAAAUAAAGGAUGCCAUGUUCACUUGGUUUAACCAUUACUUCAUCACCUGUGGAAGGUUCCGGCGAUCAGAUUCCGGUAGGCCAUUCAUCAAGUGCAAUGACUGUGGCGCAAGGUUCAUCGAAGGCAACUGCACCAAAACCCUUCAGGACUGGCUAGCCAUCAAGGACUUCUCUCUCUUCAAGCUCCUUGCUUCUCAACAAGUCAUUGGUCCAGAACUCUCCUUUUCUCCUUCUGUUCUCUUGCAGGUAAUUAGAUUUAAGUGCGGAGGAAUUUCAUUGGGUCUAAGUUGGGCCCAUAUAUUGGGGGACCCACUUUCAGCUUCAGAAUUCAUAAACUCAUGGGGACGAGUAAUGAGUAACUUGGGCCUUAAAAUGAUUCCUAACAUUCCAAGAUCCGUGCCAGCACCCGGAAAACCCGGACUCCAAAAGGAUCCAAUUUCAGCAAAACGGAUUGACCCGGUGGGUGAUCAUUGGAUCCCAGCCAACAACAAGAAAAUGGACACAUUCUCCUUCCACAUAACAAACCCACAAUUGAACUACUUGCAAGCACAAAUCUGGGGUCCAAGUCUUCACCAAACCCCUGGUUUUGAAUCAGUAUGUGCCAUGAUUUGGCGUUGUGUUGCCCGGGUUCGGACAAAAUCCGAACCGAAAACCGUAACUGUGUGCCGAAGCGACCCGUAUAGGAAGGAUAUUAUUGGUAAUAACCAAGUGAUAAGCAAGAUUGAGGCUGGAAGUGAAUGUUGUAUUGUUGAGACGGAGUUGAGUGUUUUGGCAAGAAUGCUUGAGGAUUUAGGUGUGGAUGAGAGGAAGGAAAUUGAAGAAGCAAUUGAGAGAGAGGAAGGUGUGAGUGAUUUGUUCGUGUACGGUGCGAAUUUGACAUUUGUGGACUUAGAAAAAAUCAAUUUGUAUGAUUUGCAAUUGAAUGGACAGACACCAAGAUUUGUUUACUACAGCAUUCAAGGGGUUGGAGAUGAAGGAGCCAUUUUGGUGUAUCCGGGGCCACAAGGCUCUAUCAAAAAUGGUGCUGAUGGGAAGUUUGUGACCAUGAUUUUGCCAGAAGAUGAAAUGGGCAAGCUUAAAUCUGAACUCAAGAUGAAUGGUCUUCUGCUUGAGGAUAAUUAAGUUUUAAUGAUAUUAAGUAUUUCUUAGAUGGUAGAGUAUGCUUGCGAGAGAAGUGAGUUUUAGAUCUAAUUCAAUCUUACAAAAUCGGUUUGUAAAGUGAGGUUUGCAUCUCACUCAUAUAUUAUAAUUUGGUUUUAUCAUAUAUUAUAAUUUGGUUUUAUCUUUAAUCGAUGUGAGACUUAAAAAAAAAAAAAAUGUUGAAUUAGUUUGUGAUAGGUUAGUUGAUUGGUUUGAUGUUGUGCCUCAUGUGUAUUGGCUGAUUGUUCUUCUUGCUUUGUUGUUAAAAUAAUGCUUCUUUUUAGUAAA
Molecule: messenger RNA, 1820 nt
Organism: Vigna radiata var. radiata (mung bean)
Lineage: Eukaryota; Viridiplantae; Streptophyta; Magnoliopsida; Fabales; Fabaceae
Product: protein ECERIFERUM 26-like
Exons: 2
Coding region: 114-1514 (466 amino acids)
Molecular function (GO): acyltransferase activity, transferring groups other than amino-acyl groups
Source: RefSeq, a predicted model, not a curated record